CACAGGUCGGCGCUGAGGAGUCCUGCCGGCCUGUGCGGCAGCCCUCUGCCAUUUGGCUGCGAUCUAUUCAUUUACCUCGGCCCAGAUCCAAGAUGAGGUGGUGUCUGAUGCUGGCGCUUGUGUUGAUCACCGUAGCUAAUGGCAAUGAGGCCUCUGCGUCGGCAGGGUUUGCUUUCCCAGCACUCCAUCGUCGCUCUGUUAGUCGCCUUCUACCGCAGACGCCGCCCUCUGAUUCAUCCCUGGUCAGGCCAAGCGCAGCUGCUGUUGCACUGGUGGAUGACGUCACGCAAGAGAAGCCGCAGCAGCCGCAGCAACUGGAGGCUGCACCCCUCGUCGAGCCAUUCUGGGUGAGAAACACAUCCAUCGAUGUGAGGCGGUGUUACGCUUUUUUGGUGGCUUGGUGUGUGUGUUGUCUUUGAUCAGCGUGGGAUUGCACGUGACGCGAAGGCCCGCUAUGCCCUCUAUCGCUCUGACAUAGUGGACGGCAUCUCCCUCAAGGCCCUCAGCUCCAUUUUCUUCCUCUUCUUCGGCUGCCUGGCGCCCGCCGUGGCCUUCGGGUCGGCCAUGGCUGCUGCCACCGGUGGGCAGAUCGGCAGCAUCGAGAUGAUCGUUGCCACGGGGAUGCUCGGCCUCAUCUACGCGGCCUUCUCUGCACAGCCGCUGACCAUCAUCGGCAGCACCGGGCCGGUGCUGGCCUUCACUUCGGCCCUGUACAAGGGGUGUCAGGCGAUGCAGUUGCCCUUCCUGCCCACCUAUGUGUGCAUCGGCCUGUGGAACACGCUCUACCUGGGAAUUGCGGCCGUCUUCUCGAUGAGUAACAGCAUCAAGUACCUGACGCGAUGGACGGACGAGAUCUUCAGCCUCUUGAUAUCGGUCAUCUUCAUGUACGAGGCCCUCGUGUACUUCUCAGGCCUCUUCACAAACACGGCUGGUAAAUGUGGAAGAAACUCUAUGAGCAUUUGUCUGUUUCCAUUUCUGUGCGCUGGGCGUAUUCAGUGUCUGCGAGCACCGCUGCCCUGUCCACCGGCAUCGGCGCCUUCACCUUCAUCGCGGCGGUGCUGCUGUCUGGCCUGAGGAAGAGCCCCUUCUUCAACCGAUUCAUCCGCGACAAGACUGCAGACUUCGGGCCAACGAUUGCUGUCGCUGGCGGCAGUGGUCUGGCGUACUUGGCUUACCUGAGGUACGGUAUCCGUCUGCCCACCCUGAGCAUGCCGUCAGCUCUCACGACGUCCACUGGGAGACCGUGGCUGAUGCGUAAGUCUAAGACAACGAGCACAGACGACAGAAGCACUCGGUGUUUUUUGUUUGUGUGGAUUGUCAGUGCGCAGCCUGUCGUCGCUGCCCUUGUGGGUGCGUUGGGGGGCCGCUCUGCCCGCCCUGAUGUGCACGGUGCUGCUCUUCAUGGACCAGAACAUCACUGUUCGUCUGGUCAACAGCAACAAGCACAAGCUCAAGAAGCCCAACGGCUAUGACCUGGACCUCGCCACACUCACCGUCACCACAGGUGCGCCGGUGCACGUGACGUUGCCGAGAGUGUCAAGCUGUUUGGCCCCUGUCGGUCAUCAGGCAUCUCGUCUGUGUUGGGGCUCCCUUGGCUGGUGGCCGCGACUGUGCGGUCCCUCAACCACGUCCGCUCGGUCAUGAACUUCGACUACUCAAAGGUGCGACGAGAGAAUACAAGCCGCGUGACACACAGUCUUUGUCUCUAUGGCUGUGUCAGGGGGGCGAUGACAGCAGUGCUGUCGUGGGUUGUGACGAGCAGCGUGUGACAGGGCUGGGGAUCCACACUCUCAUCCUGACGUCAGUGAUACUGUUCAGACAGCAGCUGGCGCUCCUGCCUGAAGCUGUACUCAAGGUCAGCCAGGCAGUACACAUACGAUGGCCAAACGAGCACAGGUGAUUGGUGUUGUGUUGUGUUGUGUGUCAGGGUCUGUUCUUGUUCCUGGGUGUGUCCACCCUUGCUGGUAAUGAGAUGUGGCAGCGCACCAAGCUCUUCGUGACCGAACCGAAACUCGCACCCAAAAGGCCAUGGUAAAGCGGACUGACAGACGUCACACAGACAUGCACAUCAUGGGGGAGAGAUAGGCUGCCGGCCUGCCUGUCCUUGGAUCUGCGACGUGCGCAGGACCAAUGUGGUGCCAUUGCGGAAGGUGCAUCUGUUCACGGCCGCGCAAAUCGCGUGCCUGGCCGCCGUCUGGCUGCUCAAGGUGAGGAUGAGGCAACAGAGACCGACCGAACUAUGGUAAUGUCUCGGUGUGGUGUGUGAUCUGUGACCUGUCUGUCUGCAGGAGAGUUCCAUUGGUGUGAUGUUUCCCGUCAUCAUAGCGCUGCUGCAUCCCAUUCGUGUGGCACUGGAGAGAUACAAGGCAUUCUCGGCAGAGGAGGUGGCAGUGCUUGACAGCGAGGAUUGACUGACUGAUUUAUACGUGUGACGAAAGGGGGGCGGCCAGGCAGGCUGUGUGGGUGUAUGCUGUCGGUGUCCUUGGGUCAGAUUGAUUUUUGGACGAAUGAAUAGAUGGGCCAUGUGAUGUGCCUUGUUGAUUAAGCAAGUGGACGUGCGUGUAGAUCCAGUUGAAUCUCAAUGCAUGUUAUGUUGACCCCCCAGCGUUUGUGUGUUGGCCAUCUAUGCACAAGCCGACGUAUCGAC
Vitrella brassicaformis is the source of this 2647-nucleotide messenger RNA. Lineage: Eukaryota; Vitrellaceae. The record is from the annotation of a GenBank genome assembly.